CGGCCGCUGCGAGACUCGGGGACCCGGGUUCCGCGCCGCGAUCUGGUGCGGGGCGCGCGCAGCCGCGGGGAGCAGGGGCCGCGGAGAGCAGGAGCGCUGAGCCUCGGGGCCGCGGAGCUGCGGCGCGCUCCGGCCCAGCGCCCGCCCUGCUCGCUGGCCGGUCCCCCGCGGGGCGCGGUGGCGUGGACCCGGAGCCCGUCGCCGGCGGGGCGCGCACCGCCGUGAGCCCGGCGGCCCCGCGGCAGGCAGGCGCCCGCACUUCCAUGGUGGGCUCGGAGCGCGAUGAGCCGCCCGUCCUCCACCGGCCCCAGCGCUAGCAAGCCCUGCAGCAAGCCGCCGCCGCCGCAGCAGUCCCAGCACGCCCCGUCCCCGGCUGCGCCCCCGGCCGCCGCCACCAUCUCGGCUGCGGGGCCCGGCUCGUCCGCGGUGCCCGCCGCGGCGCCGGUGAUCUCGGGCCCGGGCGGCGGGGGCGGCGCCGGCCCGGUGUCUCCGCAGCACCACGAGCUGACCUCGCUCUUCGAGUGCCCAGUCUGCUUCGACUAUGUGCUGCCCCCCAUCCUGCAGUGCCAGGCUGGACAUCUGGUGUGUAACCAAUGCCGCCAGAAGUUGAGCUGCUGCCCGACGUGCCGGGGGGCGCUGACGCCCAGCAUCAGGAACCUGGCAAUGGAGAAGGUGGCCUCGGCGGUCCUGUUUCCUUGCAAGUACGCCACCACGGGCUGUUCCCUGACCCUGCACCACACGGAGAAGCCAGAGCACGAGGACAUCUGUGAGUACCGGCCCUACUCCUGCCCAUGCCCCGGAGCCUCCUGCAAGUGGCAGGGUUCCCUGGAGGCGGUGAUGUCCCACCUCAUGCACGCCCACAAGAGCAUCACCACCCUGCAGGGCGAGGACAUUGUCUUCCUGGCCACGGACAUCAACCUGCCGGGUGCCGUGGACUGGGUGAUGAUGCAGUCGUGCUUCGGCCACCACUUCAUGCUGGUGCUGGAGAAGCAGGAGAAGUACGAGGGCCACCAGCAGUUCUUCGCCAUCGUGCUGCUCAUCGGUACCCGCAAGCAGGCCGAGAACUUCGCCUACCGUCUGGAGCUAAACGGGAACCGGCGGAGACUGACGUGGGAGGCCACACCCCGAUCCAUCCACGACGGCGUGGCCGCGGCCAUCAUGAACAGCGACUGCCUGGUCUUUGACACGGCCAUCGCGCACCUCUUCGCCGACAACGGGAACCUGGGCAUCAAUGUGACGAUUUCUACGUGUUGCCCGUGAGGCACCUGAAGGACCUCCGAGGGUUUAGCAAUGUUUCUACAGGUGUUCGAGCCACUGUGUCAUCACAGGUCAUCCCCCACCCACACCACCCCCAGGGUGGGUUGGGGGAAUGGAGGUGCGGUAGGUUUUGGGAGAUUGGCCUUUUCCCAGCCGGUCGGUACUGGCCCAGCAAAGUCAGUUAACUUCAGGUGAAUGGGUUGGCCUGACAAUCCCUUGGAAGCUAUUCUGUGAUCUGAAAUUGACUGGAUGGUUAAAUUUCAUUUACUCCCCCCGCCCCCACGCCUCCCCAGUAGUGUUUGUCAUGUCCGCCCCCAGAAAAAAAGCACAGUGGUUGUCAGCAGAUUCCUUAACUUUUUUCUGACCUGGUCUUUAGUGAGGGGAGGGAUGGUUGUAGCAUAUCUUACACACGGUUUCUCAAACUGGUGGCUAGCCAUACAUAGCAGGGCUACACCCCCGAGAGCACAGAGUCACUGGCAGAUUCCAGAAGCCUGGGAAUUUCACAGCCCCAACAGGAUGGGGGUGGGGGGGGGGUGCAUUCUUUUCAGCAGGGAAGUUUGAGAAUCACUGGGGUAAACUGUGGGAAAGGGUCCAGAUUUUAAAAGGUGCUUUAAGACAGUUCCCUACUGCUACUCUUUGUCUUUCUACUGUUUUGCUCUCCAGACCCCUGACACCUUCAGAUUAAAACUAGAACCACAUCUCCCCUACAACUCACUCCCAAAAUUUGUUCAUUCUCUUGUGUUUGGGGUGAGUUGCCUAGGAAAGCGAGUUGGUAUGACAGGCAGCAAUAAUUCUCAGCUCAUUUGUUUUUGUUCAUCCCUAGUAAGAUGAUGCGUUUUCCAGCGACUCCCCCUUCAGGUCUCUUAGGCCAGACAGUGGGGAGGAUCAGGGUGGUAGAGUUGGACAAGCUUUAUAACCUGUGGCAUAUACUUGCUAUUUAAAGGUAUGUGUAUUAGGGUUGGGUGUUUUGUUUUGUUUUUCCACAUCCACGUUAGUUUUAUAAUAAAUAUUUUCCAAUAAUGAA
Erinaceus europaeus (western European hedgehog) is the source of this 2281-nucleotide messenger RNA. It is a transcript of the gene SIAH2, whose product is annotated as siah E3 ubiquitin protein ligase 2. The transcript has 2 exons. Gene Ontology annotation, molecular function: zinc ion binding; ubiquitin protein ligase activity; ubiquitin conjugating enzyme binding. Gene Ontology annotation, cellular component: cytoplasm. Gene Ontology annotation, biological process: proteasome-mediated ubiquitin-dependent protein catabolic process; multicellular organism development. The record is from RefSeq and is a predicted model, not a curated record. Bases 283 to 1260 code for a protein of 325 amino acids. Lineage: Eukaryota; Metazoa; Chordata; Mammalia; Eulipotyphla; Erinaceidae.